GGUGGGGCGGCAGCUAGGUGUGAGUGGGGUUGUCCGGGCGGCGCGACGCGGCGCGGGACCGGCCGGGGCCGCCCGACGGGUAGGUGGGUUCCGCUGCGCUGGAAGGUGCUGCCUCCCUCGGCCCAGGAGCCCGGGGGCGGCUUCCGCUGGCUGUCUGGCUGAUGUUGACUGGUGCUGGGAUGCAUGAUGGAGCCUGUAACCCUUUCAGAACCACAGUCCCCCUUACAAAACAACUUGCCCACAUCACCAAAGAAAUUUCAUGUUCUGGUGGGAGUUACUGGAAGCGUGGCUGCCCUGAAGUUGCCGCUUCUUGUCUCAGGAUUGCUGGAGGUUCCUGGGGUGGAAGUGCAGGUGGUCACCACUGAGAGGGCAAAGCAUUUUUACAACCCCCAAGAGAUUCCUGUAACUCUCUACAGUGAUGCUGAUGAAUGGCAGCUGUGGAAAGACCGCUCAGACCCAGUCCUCCACAUUGACCUGAGACGCUGGGCUGACCUGAUGCUGGUGGCUCCUCUGGAUGCAAAUACACUGGCAAAGAUAGCAAAUGGGAUCUGUGACAACUUACUGACCUGUGUCAUCCGUGCAUGGGACAUGACCAAACCUUUCCUGUUCUGCCCUGCGAUGAACACAGCGAUGUGGGAACAUCCUAUCACAGCUGAGCAGAUAGAGCGACUGAAGGGCUUUGGCUACACAGAGAUUCCUUGCGUGGUGAAGAGGCUGGUAUGUGGAGAUGAAGGUCAGUCCUUAGCUGCUUUUUCUCCCAUGAAGUUCAUGGAGCAGUUGAUACUCUCAGGGUCGAGGUGCCAUGGCAGAAGUAUGGACCAUUGUGGAGAAGGUGAAGAUGACCUUUUCAGAGAGGGACUUGCCAACAUAGAGCUGAUCCCUUGAUGUCAGUUGCGUAUCUUCUUCCUCCUUGAUAGCUUUUUCAGUGUGAGGAUGAAAACAGCAAGAGCUCAGAUGGGAUGGUAUGAACUUUUGAAGCGCUGCCUUCAGCUGAGAGAACAAGUGCUUGUAUCUUGGUACCCCCAGCUGUGGCUCCAAAACCUGAUGCAUUGGUAUCAGGACCUUCUGGAACUGAAGCCAAGGUUAUAUAUAUGUGUGCGCUAGGGCCCUGUGCCAUCCAUGUAUAUAUAUGGAUCUUCAUAAACAAAAGAAGUUAUAUUGUACAAAGCCAGUAGUCCCGGGUUAUUUUCUAUGGAAUAAUUUUAAAGACACUGGAUAAAGAUUCUCCCGUCUGCUCCAGGCUUAGCAUCUUCACAUAGGAGUCAGAGAAGGCCUGGUAUAAAAUCACAAUUGUUGGGAAUGGUCCCAGCUUCUUCCAGGAAGAGACCCUUUAAGGACGAAAAGAAGAGCACUGUUGUUGAAAACCUUGUACAGCAGCUGCUCCCACCUUCCCCUUUUCAUCAAGAGGCAUCGUCCUAAAGAAUUUAUAUUUCCCUACUGGCAUAUAGUGAGACAGCUCCUAAUGUACAUCCAAGGAGCUGUUUGCCUUUUUCUUUGGAUCUCAUCUUAGUGCCUGAUUUGCAAUCUCUAAAUUUAUUUGAAUGUAUUUUUAAUGCCAGUGGAGGAAAAUACGUGACCGAAAGAGAGAAUUCAUGGCCCUGAAGGUGUCUUUGCCCUUUGGUAUCUAUUGAUGCAUAAGGAUGUAGACAUCAAAUGAAAACCAAAAUGAACUCUUGGCAUCACCCUUUGGGUGUACCAGGGCUUGGGAUCACCACAUUUGGCCAUUUUGGAAAGUCUGGGAUAGCUGUCUGGGGGAAACUAAACUUAACUUUGACAUCCCUCUUCAGAUGGAAAAUUAACUGGAGGAGGAGGUUGGGAAAUCCUGAUGGCUAACACCUCGGGUUACGUUAGUCGGGGGCCCUACAGUUCAACCUGCUCCUUUGAAACAUGAACUUAUCACCUGAGGGAGUUGGGAAUGAACUGGGGAGGGGGUGUGGUUAGUGCCCUUCCUUGUACACACCAUGGAGUUCGUUUACAGAUCCUAGAGUUUGAGUUUAUUUUUAACUAAUGUCAGUCAAAUAUAAGGCUGUCAGCACAGUGUGUGUGUUUCCUGGAUUUGGAGCAACCUUCACGCGGUGUAGCCCGAGGGAAAGGUUAUCUCCAAAUGUGUGGUUUCCUUAUCGAUUCCACACUAAAACUUCUGAGCUUUCCCACAUUCGCUGCUUUCCUGAGGAUCAGACCCCGUGGGGUCCGGAGCUGCUGGGGAUAAGGGCAGGAGGGAGCAUUGCAGCCUUACAAGUAGCAGGAAUAUCUUGGUAGCGUGCUCCAUUGUAGCAGUAAGAAUUUUGCUGGCAAAGGGAUGUUUAAAUGGCUUCUAAUCCUGUCUCCUGCCACUAGCAGUAGCAUAUUGCUGGCAGUGUUGUCUUAUGCUGGUGAAUGACUGUAGAGCGAUGCUUAUGUUUAUGGAACAUGUCUUUAUACUGUUCGAUUGUUAUAAAGCUUUUAUGAUACUGACACAAGAUCAGAGCCAAAGCCCACUGACAUCACCUGGGAAGACUUGGAUCAGGUCUUCACCGUGCGUUACAGGAUCUUUGGGUGCGGAUAUGACACACGAUUGCUACAGAGUAUUUUACCCCACUUUUUACUCCCCCUAGCUGGCUGUCUAGCAGGUUUAUUGCAGUGUGGCCACUAGGUGGCAGAAAGCCAGUUUGAAUUGAACAGAAGGCUAGCUGCAGUGAACCCACUAAGGAAGUGAACAGGCACCAGCGUCAUUUAUACUGAUACACAGUUACUCACUUUCUGAGGGCCAAAUUUACCUCAGAGUAGAGUGACUUACACUGGUGCAAGUCUGUGUCAUGUAUCCACUGCCCUUUUGUUAUUGAGUAAGGACAAUUUACUGUAUAGAAAAUGCAUUAGGUGUCAGCAUCCUUUAAAAAAAAAAAAAGUCUUAUGGUUACAGUAGGAGUCAGGACUUCUGGUUUCAAUUAGUGACUUCCAAGCCCAUACAAUAAGUCACUUACCCUCUCUCUGCUUCAAUUUCCUCAUCAAAAAUGACAGAUUACAAAAUUACUUUAAGAAGGUAUUUGUUGAGAGGACUAAUUAGUUAAUGCUUGUAAAGCACUUGCAAAUCCUCAAAUCAAAGGAAUUAAUUAUACAUUAAAGUAGAGCUUAAUGCACAGCACAGAGGAGGGAGGAAGGGGAAAAUACGAGCAGACAGUGGGAUGAUUAGCAAUAUGUAAAGAAGAAAUGCCUAAAACAAUUCAGGCUGAUAUUUAUUUCUAAGCGAUAACAUCCCGCUCUGUUUUAUGGCUGUUACAAAAUUAGACAUCAGUGUGCCAGUGCAUGAUCCUUUGUGUAAUUGUUGCUUGGUACCUCAAAUAAAUGCUUUUUAAAGGUA
Alligator sinensis (Chinese alligator) is the source of this 3337-nucleotide messenger RNA. It is a transcript of the gene PPCDC, whose product is annotated as phosphopantothenoylcysteine decarboxylase. The record is from RefSeq and is a predicted model, not a curated record. Lineage: Eukaryota; Metazoa; Chordata; Crocodylia; Alligatoridae. Gene Ontology annotation, molecular function: FMN binding; phosphopantothenoylcysteine decarboxylase activity. The coding region runs from base 184 to 885 and encodes 233 amino acids. Gene Ontology annotation, cellular component: phosphopantothenoylcysteine decarboxylase complex. The transcript is spliced from 6 exons. Gene Ontology annotation, biological process: coenzyme A biosynthetic process.